AUGAGCCGCUGGCAAAACAGAUCUUUCAGCAUCGACGUCGGCUGCGACUCCCUCGUGUUUCCGUUGAAUCAGCCCAAGUUGCGAUCGCCACCAUCACCUCUGUCGCCAGAGCUGAUCUCACAACCUCCUGGGCCCCGCCACAAAAUCUUCGACGAUUCCGGCCAAGGCUUUCACGAUUUACCGUCUGAUCGACUCGAACCUUGCGCCGGUUCGUCCAAGAUUAACAUUGAGCAGCCUCAUCGGCUGCGGCAGCCGCUGCGAAAGCUUGUGGAGCUCGGCGACGGUGGCAAUGCCAACGGCCGGGCACCCCGUACCGCACCUGCUCACCUCUUCUGUGGAAGAAUCUCCGACGCGGAAACGGGGGAACCCUUGGAGUUGAGGCGGCGCCGGUGGAAGUUUCCGGAGCCAGGUGGACGUGCGAGUACCGCCGGACCACCAGGUGACGGCGCAGGAGCUGUGGAUCGUCCGGGUUUACGAGGAGAAUUCGCCGCCUCAGGUCGUGAAAGCUCUUUGGCCUAUUCGGUAGAACGUGGCGGGUGGAUAGGUCUUUGGUGCGGCGAGAAGGAAUCUGACGAGGAGCGGGAGGGGCAGACGUCGACCUCUAUCCCUUGCGAUCCAGACCGGGUGAAGAUUUCACAGGCCGAGCAUCGCGUGCGUGGUGGUGUUGGGAGGAGGUACCGCAGCGGAGUCGAGGCGCGGUGGCACGACAAGGAGGGAGAAGGAACAGAGCGACCUGGUGGCGGUGAUGUCCUCACGCCGCACUACGACUACCACUACCACUCCAAUUCCGACAGCGAGGGGGACAACGACGACUUAUGUGGCACCCUCCGCGGUCGUCCCCGCUUGCCGAGCACCACGGAAACGAAGGCCAGGACGGUAUUUCCCGAUAAAAACGGGGGCGGGUCCAACCAGAAGCACACGUCGACGUCGCCGCCGACCGUGCGACGAAGGAAGAGGCCGUACACAACCGGGGGUGGUUCUUCUUCACCCGCUGCCAACAAUCAACGCGGCGGUGGAGGUGGCAGCAGCACGAGCAGUGUGACGUUUGCGACAGACACGCUGAACCACCCGAGCCACCAAGAGCCCGCCACGCCCCGCUCAACGAAACGGGCAAUGUCACCGUUUUGGGUACCGCCCCCGCAGGAGCCGCCAUUGCGUUGUCGCGAAUUAGCCAAGAUGACCUCAGCGUUGGCAGCAGGGUGGCCGGGUGGCACGGCUGAAAAUGAAAGCGGAGGUGACGACCGUGGAGGUGGGAAGAGUGGGAACAGUUGCCCAUCGCUAGAGGGAGGCAGCCACAAGUCGUCACCGGUCCGCAAGCGCGAGAGCAACUGGCCGAUCGAGAGCAGCGAAGACGCGAUGGCGACGUUCUCGUCGGCGGCAGGCACGGCUCAAGAGGACGAGCGUGUUCGUCGAACCAUGUUGCAAGCGCAAGAAAUGAGGGACCGCUAUUUCAGUCAAAUUCGGCAAAUAAUCAUGGACGAAUGCGCGGAGGAAGCGUGCCGAGCCGCCGCGCUUGAAAAGGCCGGCGGACACCCGCUCCGGUCGAGACGCCUCCAGCUGCAGCACGAGCGAGAGCGGCAGGAAAAGCGCACCCUCAUCAACUGGAUACGUAAAGACACAGAGCUUAUCGUGGUCCAGAAGAUGGCGGCGCUUGGGCUCAUCCGGUAG
Ectocarpus siliculosus is the source of this 1668-nucleotide messenger RNA. The record is from the annotation of a GenBank genome assembly. Lineage: Eukaryota; Phaeophyceae; Ectocarpales; Ectocarpaceae.